UCCCCGCUCCCAGUGACACAAUAGCAGCUCCCUCCAAGAUGGCGGCAGCGACGGCGGACCCGGGAGCUGGGAGCCCGCAGGCUGGAGACUCCUCCGGCGGGGCCGCUGGGGGCGGGCUGCCGUCCCCAGGGGAGCAGGAGCUCAGCCGGCGCUUGCAGCGCCUGUACCCCGCGGUCAACCAGCACGAGACGCCGCUGCCGCGCUCCUGGAGCCCCAAGGACAAGUAUAACUACAUCGGCCUCUCCCAGGGCAACCUCCGCGUCCACUACAAAGGUCAUGGCAAAAAUCACAAAGAUGCGGCCUCAGUGCGUGCUACCCACCCCAUACCUGCUGCUUGUGGCAUUUAUUACUUUGAGGUGAAGAUUGUCAGCAAAGGAAGAGAUGGGUACAUGGGAAUAGGACUCUCGGCUCAAGGUGUCAACAUGAACAGACUUCCCGGUUGGGAUAAACAUUCUUAUGGUUACCAUGGAGAUGAUGGGCAUUCCUUCUGUUCCUCUGGUACUGGCCAGCCCUAUGGUCCCACAUUCACCACAGGCGAUGUGAUUGGCUGCUGCGUCAACCUCAUCAACGGCACCUGCUUCUACACUAAGAAUGGUCACAGCCUUGGUAUAGCCUUCACCGAUCUCCCGGCCAACCUCUACCCCACCGUAGGCCUGCAGACACCCGGGGAGAUUGUGGACGCCAACUUUGGGCAGCAGCCCUUCCUGUUUGACAUUGAGGACUACAUGCGGGAAUGGCGUGCCAAGGUCCAGGGCACUGUCCACUGCUUCCCCAUCAGUGCCCAGCUUGGCGAGUGGCAGGCAGUGCUGCAGAACAUGGUCUCAUCUUACCUGGUACAUCAUGGGUAUUGUGCCACAGCCACGGCUUUUGCCCGAAUGACUGAAACCCCGAUUCAGGAAGAACAAGCAUCUAUAAAGAACCGACAAAAGAUCCAGAAGUUGGUGCUGGAGGGCCGUGUGGGUGAGGCCAUUGAGACCACACAGCGCUUCUACCCGGGGCUGCUGGAGCACAACCCCAACCUGCUCUUCAUGCUCAAGUGCCGACAAUUUGUGGAGAUGGUGAAUGGGACCGACAGUGAGGUCCGCAGCUUGAGCUCCCGAAGCCCCAAGUCCCAGGACAGCUAUCCUGGCUCCCCCAACCUCAGCCCCCGACACGGCCCCAGUAGUUCCCACAUGCACAGCACAGGUGCAGACAGUCCCAGCUGCAGCAAUGGCAUCGCGUCCGCCAAGAGCAAGCAGAACCACAGUAAAUACCCUGCGCCCAGCUCCUCCUCUUCCUCCUCCUCGUCCUCCUCAUCCUCCUCAUCCCCAUCCUCCGUCAAUUACUCCGAGUCCAACUCAACAGAUUCCACCAAGUCCCAGCCCCACAGCAGCACCAGUAAUCAGGAGACCAGCGACAGUGAGAUGGAGAUGGAGGCAGAGCAUUACCCCAAUGGUGUGCUGGAGAGCAUGUCCACACGCAUCGUCAAUGGUGCCUACAAGCAUGAGGACCUGCAGACAGAUGAGUCAAGCAUGGAUGACGGGCAUCCUCGGCGGCAGCUUUGUGGGGGCAACCAGGCUGCCACAGAAAGGAUAAUCCUGUUUGGCCGCGAGUUGCAGGCACUGAGUGAGCAGCUGGGCAGGGAGUACGGCAAGAACUUGACCCACACAGAGAUGCUGCAGGAUGCCUUUAGCCUGCUGGCGUACUCUGACCCCUGGAGCUGCCCAGUUGGCCAGCAGCUUGACCCCAUCCAGAGGGAGCCUGUGUGCGCUGCCCUCAACAGCGCCAUUUUAGAGUCUCAGAACCUGCCAAAGCAGCCCCCUCUGAUGCUCGCCCUGGGCCAGGCAACUGAAUGUCUACGGCUCAUGGCCCGCGCGGGCCUGGGAUCUUGCUCCUUUGCCAGAGUCGACGACUACUUGCACUAGCUGACCAUGCUGGCUGGCCCCGCCUGGCCCUCCCUCAACCCCAGGGCUGGAGCAGCCUGGCCCUCCAUAGGCACUUGGCGCAGGGACCUGGAAGCCACAGGCAGAGUCCACUCCUCCUGCCUGGACUCCUUCCUUUCUUUUCCUUUCCUUUCCUUUUUCCCCACCUCAGUCUCUCUCCCCUAUUCCCCCUUCACGUGCAGUGGCCUAUGACGCAGUAUCGGCUGGUUACUCUCAUGUAGCACCUUCUACUUUGAAAGGGGGGUUUUGUUUUGAGGAGGGGUUGGAGUUUUUUUAAUCUUUUUUCCCACAUGACUGAGCCACCAGUAUUUAUCUCUGGAGAGUUUGUGCUGAGCUGGUUCCUGCUAAUUUAGUGAUGAAGCCUAUCCAAGUUGGUGAUAGCUUAUUAUUUUCAUAAGUAAAAAAAUGAGAUUAUAUAUAUAUAUAUAUAAAUAUAUAUAUUACAAAAAGACACAGUAUUUAUCGUAGUGUUAGUCCAGCACCUCUUGGGUGAGGCUAUCCAGACACCAUAUGUUUUUAUUUGAGUCCAAUUCAUUAAAAAAGAAUCAUCUCUGUAACCUCAGCCAAGUGAUUUAUUUUAGGCUUCCCUUUGUUGAGCCCCAGGUCCAGCUGCAGUGUAGGGCAGCCCAAGAGGCUUUGGGGUGGGGACACUUAGUGGGCAGAUCAGGCUAAGCUGGUUUGAAGCAUUCAAGAGGUGUGGGUCCCCAGGCCCCAGAGAAUUGGACUGAGCGGAAAGCCAGUAGGGCCGGCGGUCCAGAGAAGGAGAGGAGUUGACCCAGGGCUACACAGCAAAGCAAAGGAGUAGAGAGUCCUUGGCCAGCACGCUAUCUACCAUUCUACCCUGCCUUUCACUGCCUGCCUUGCCCCUCUUUCUCUUUCCUUUUCAACAUCCUGCCUUCUCCUGUUGUUAAGAUGGCCAAAUAAUUCAUUUACUCUAAGAUGAUUGCCUGGAAACUACCUGCCUUUGACCCGAGAGCUGCUGUGUGUCAGGCUGUGGGGAGGAAGUCUCCAUUUCUAGGACUGAGGCCCUUGAGUACAGGGGCUGCCUUCUUCCUGCGUGGAUCUUCACUGACUGCACAACUCUGAUGGAAUCGAUGCUUUCUGUUGAGAAGCCAGGACCUUGUGGAGGCAGAUUCUUGGGCUACCAGUAACUGGAAUGGAUGGAACCCUUGACCCCUAGGCCAGGCCUCGCUGCAGCUAUGCCAGGAAGCUCCCUGCAGUUGGCCCCAGCCACUCUUACGAAAGACUGUUCUGAGUAUUUGCUGACCGGAGGAAGGGACCUCAUAGGCUUUACAGAUGCCCCACCAGCUCUGUCAGAUGGAUCCUUACAGCUGGUGGAUCAGAAAUAGUCCUGGUACUGCUAUCAGGGAAUCAAGAAAGGAAGGGCUAAGCUGGUUCCCGGGACAUGGGUGGGCCGUCUGUGGUGAGGACUGACAGCCCGGGAGGAGGAAAGGGAGGAAGUCUGCCCAGAGGAGCACCAGCAGGGCCUGCGAUUUCCCCACCUGCUUCACAGUAGAGAGGUGCACACAGCAGUCCCUGCCUGGAUCUGGCCUGGGCACACUUCUGCUCUCUGUCAGUGGAAACAGGAAAGGGUGGGAUGGCCUGAGAUAUUCAGUGCCCACCAGGCCUUGCUGGGCCCCCAGCUGGACAAUGAGAGAAAUGAUUGAGUUGGACCAGCUCCUGGUGAUGGGUCAAGGACCUGGCCCUGUGCUGUCGACUGAGUUCUGCCGUGGGACAUGAUCCUAGGCAUUGCUGUGUUUUCUUGGUCCCCACCAGGGCAGUUGACAGCCCACAGACCAUGGCCCAUCAGGGAGUUGUCCUGUGUGCAAACAAAACUCAUGUUGUACAGGGCUGAGGAUGCCUAGCCCCCAAACCCAGAGGUUGGAAAUAUCAGUCCGUUAAAAGGGUCAGAGCCAAGCAGGUUGGGAAUUAAAAUCAGAGGCAUUUGCAGCUGGAAUGGAGCUCAGAGAACGUCUGCUCCACUAGUUCUCUCUUUUAUAGAUAAGGAAACAGGUCCAGGAGGUUAAGUGACUUGGCCAGAGUCACACAGCAGAUUGGCACCAGAGUUGGGACUAACCUCAUCCCUGUGGUUAGGCAAUGCAGUUUAGCCCUACAGCCGAAUGGCAGGUCAGGGGUUAGGUUCGCAGUGUGAGGAAGGCCUCCAGCAGGGUCUGAGCAGCUGGUACUUUCAGGGGUGUGUCAGGGAUGGGGAUAGGUGCCUGGGCUUGGGGUGUGGAGCAUCUGAGAGAGGGUCCAGGAGGGCUCGGGACAGCUAUGUGCUGUUUGGGGUUGGGUGUCUGCCUGGCUUGCACUCAGUACCUAUGGCCAUCUCCCCAUUUUCUGUGCCUUAUCUCACUGUUUCAGCUGAGUCCAAGUUGUUUACUCUGUUCUUCUCCAGAGGGGCGUUCUGUCCCAGUUGGACAGCUUACCUUUGGGACAUAAGCCUUUGCCCCACAAGCCGUGGAGAGGACCACAACCAAGCUGCUUGAGCCCACAGUCUUGCUGAUAUAGUUCAGGCCUGCCUGCCAGCCGGAGGAGCCCCUUAUGCACAUUCAGCUUUACCAGCCUACUUCCAGGAGCCAGGAGUGGGGAAAGCACCUGGGAGGAGACCUGGUGAAAAACUGGACUCGACCCAAAGGGUCAGGAGGAAGAGUUAGCCCUAUUGGGUUGUCCAGCUCUAGGGAAGCAGCUGUUCUUAUUUACCUUUUCCUCUGUGCCACCAAAUGAUUGCUCCUUCCAGAGGGGAAGGAAAUAGGUGGAUCACACAAAGAAAGGCAGAACCCCCUAUCUUCACCUAUGUGGGUCUGUGGCUGGAUACAGGCCUUCAAAAAGGGGACAUCAAGAGAUGGAGAAGUGGGGCUGCUCGUCCACUCGGCACCUUCCUCCCCCUUAAGCAAGCACAAAGGUGGGGCAGAGAACUGUCAGAGCCGAACGUUCCCACGGUUGCUCACAACUCAGGUAUGCACACUGUGUGGCAGCUGGGCAGCAGGGCCCCGCGAGACCGCCAGUCCUGUGCACCCAGACCUGCGGCCAGAUGGUGGACUCUGGCUGCCUAAGGCGCCACCUUUUUGCAUCGGGUUCACCUCCAUUAGUAACUACAGCUGACACAGACGUCCUCCCCAUCGUGCACACUGGUUCUGCCUUUGUCCUCGCAAGUUGAUACUUGGCAUUAGCAUGAAACUUGUGGGUGUGGGAGGGUUUAGAGAGAAUUCUAACACAAAACAUCCUAUUAAAUUGUACUUGAGAGAUGAAAAACUCCUGUUGUAUUUUGACAGAAUUAUUUUUAUUAAAAUACACAUCAUGAGCAGUCACGA
Molecule: messenger RNA, 5236 nt
Organism: Artibeus jamaicensis (Jamaican fruit-eating bat)
Lineage: Eukaryota; Metazoa; Chordata; Mammalia; Chiroptera; Phyllostomidae
Gene: RANBP10
Product: RAN binding protein 10
Exons: 14
Coding region: 39-1904 (621 amino acids)
Biological process (GO): cytoskeleton organization; cell surface receptor signaling pathway
Cellular component (GO): cytoplasm
Molecular function (GO): protein binding
Source: RefSeq, a predicted model, not a curated record